Messenger RNA from Pisolithus orientalis, 978 nucleotides. RefSeq lists its product as uncharacterized. The transcript is spliced from 5 exons. NCBI's taxonomy places the organism in Eukaryota, Fungi, Basidiomycota, Agaricomycetes, Boletales, Pisolithaceae. The record is from RefSeq and is a predicted model, not a curated record. Gene Ontology annotation, cellular component: mitochondrion. The coding region runs from base 22 to 834 and encodes 270 amino acids.
CUGUGCGGUCCACCCUGACUCAUGUCUGCUCCUCGCCUCGCACUCGGUCGUGUAUACGUGCGACGGACACACGCACACGCCAGCCCUGUCAGCGACAUCGCCCUCGCACAUCCAAGGGACCCCGCUGCUCCGUCAUCUGUCCAGUCCACAGCCGUCUCCGGCCCACCCGCUCGCUCAGAUCCCCCACGAACCCCACCCCCGCCUUCGUAUGCCACACCCCCGUUUCACACCCAUGCCUUCUUCGUCGCGCUCGAGCGCACGUUUCCAACCACCGUAGCACGCAGCCUCAUGCGCGCAACACGCGCAUUGCUUGCGGACCGUCUGGGCAGGGUGGGGAGAGACGGUUUGACGAGAAAGGAUCUAGACAACCAAGCAUAUCUCUUCCGUGCCGCUCUCUCAAAACUACGAGCAGAGCAAACGGCAACGUCCCGAAGCGAAAUCACCGCCAUGCGUGAACGAGUCACCACCCUCCGCAGGGAAGUCGACAGGCUCGACGUGAAGAUGAAGGAGGACCUGGGCAAUCUCAAGCACGAGAUUCAGAUGGAGCUAGACACACGCAAGAACGAGAGCAAGGCUGAAUUAAAGCAGAGAAGCAUGGUUAUCGAAGAGGUACUCAGCAAGUCUAUCGUCGAGAUAGGCGACCUCCGUGCAAGUAUGGAAGAAGUCAAAUGGGAUAACACCCGCAAUGCAGUUGCGGCGCUGAGUGGUUUCGUCUUCCUCAUCGUCAUCAGCAUGGAGCUAUACCAGUUUAAUAAACCGCCCACACCACCACCACCGCCACCGUCGCCGUUUCCGCCUCAUGGUGGGAACGUUGAGGGGACUGUUCUUUCAUAACAACGAUCACUCUGGAGGGAACCACAUAUUAUCACUCGUCCGCAUAGAUGCCCUUCCAACUGCGAUUCACUCGUUAGGCCGUAAUACAUAUAUCUAGAGCUCCUCGUGCACACCUCAUAAUCACAAAGGAUACAUGAAACACAA